Striga hermonthica is the source of this 549-nucleotide messenger RNA. The record is from the annotation of a GenBank genome assembly. NCBI's taxonomy places the organism in Eukaryota, Viridiplantae, Streptophyta, Magnoliopsida, Lamiales, Orobanchaceae.
AUGCCCCCGCGUCCGCCCACACACAGUCACAGCCUCCCAGAAGGCUUCUACAUUUCAAGAUGGAAGAUUCCCGGUCGUGCGGAGGCUGAUUUCGGCCGAUUCGAUGCCAAAACAGUCGUUCGGAAAGUGUACAUCAUGUUCUCCAAGAGUGAAUUACCGAUUGCCCAAGAAAACCAGGAGAUCAUGGACCUGGUCGAACCAAACGAUCCUUUGCCUCAUUGGUUUACAGAGGAAGACCUUGCGACUUAUGGAGCCUUGUACGAGAAGUCGGGUUUUCGGACCGCCCUUCAGGUCCCUUACAGGACAAUGGGCACACAGGAUGAAAUAGUGGAUCCUGUAGUUAAGGUCCCUGCGCUGUUGAUUAUGGGGGAGAAGGAUUAUGUGUUGAAAUUUCCGGGGAUCGAGGACUACAUUAAGAGUGGGACAGCAAAAUCGUGUGCGCCCGAUUUGGAGAUUAUGUUCUUGCCUGGCGGGAGUCAUUUUGUUCAAGAGCAAUCGCCCGAUGAGGUGAACAGCAUUAUCCUCAACUUCCUCAAAAGUCACACGUAA